Molecule: messenger RNA, 2413 nt
Organism: Trichechus manatus latirostris (Florida manatee)
Lineage: Eukaryota; Metazoa; Chordata; Mammalia; Sirenia; Trichechidae
Gene: ATG4A
Product: autophagy related 4A cysteine peptidase
Exons: 12
Coding region: 88-1227 (379 amino acids)
Molecular function (GO): protein-phosphatidylethanolamide deconjugating activity
Source: RefSeq, a predicted model, not a curated record
AGCAGCGCUGAACUGCAAGUCCCAGGGUCCCUUGCGGCUGCCGUAGUCAAGUGGCCAGUGGAAUUGGCCCAGGAUGACAGCUGGAGAAUGGAGUCAGUUUUAUCCAAGUAUGAAAACCAGAUUACUAUUUUCACUGACUACUUAGAAGAAUUUCCAGAUACAGAUGAGCUGGUAUGGAUCUUAGGGAAGCAGCAUCUCCUUAAGACGGAAAGAUCUAAGCUGUUGUCUGAUGUAAGUGCUCGUCUAUGGUUUACAUACAGAAGGAAAUUUUCACCAAUUGGAGGAACUGGCCCUUCAUCAGAUGCUGGCUGGGGAUGUAUGCUACGCUGUGGACAGAUGAUGCUAGCUCAAGCCCUUAUCUGCAGACACUUGGGAAGAGACUGGAACUGGGAGAAACAAAAAGAACAACCCAAAGAAUACCAACGGAUCCUCCAGUGCUUCUUAGAUAGAAAAGACUGUUGCUACUCUAUUCAUCAAAUGGCACAAAUGGGUGUAGGAGAAGGGAAAUCAAUUGGUGAAUGGUUUGGACCAAAUACAGUUGCACAGGUGUUAAAAAAACUUGCUUUAUUUGACGAGUGGAAUUCCUUGGCUGUUUAUGUUUCAAUGGAUAACACGGUGGUCAUUGAAGAUAUCAAAAAAAUGUGCUGUGUCUUUCCCUUGAGUGCUGACACAGUUGGUGAAAACCCCCCAGAUUUUCCAAGUGCUUCCAGCCAGAGUAAGGGCACCUCUGCAUGCUGCCCAGCCUGGAAACCCCUGCUGCUCAUUGUGCCCCUUCGCCUGGGCAUAAAUCAAAUCAACCCUGUCUAUGUUGAUGCAUUCAAAGAGUGUUUUAAGAUGCCACAGUCUUUAGGGGCAUUAGGAGGAAAACCAAAUAACGCCUAUUAUUUCAUAGGAUUCUUAGGUGAUGAGCUCAUCUUCUUGGACCCUCACACAACCCAGACCUUUGUCGAUACUGAGGAGAAUGGAAUGGUUGAUGACCAGACUUUCCAUUGCCUGCAAUCCCCACAUCGAAUGAACAUCCUGAACUUGGAUCCUUCUGUAGCAUUGGAAAUUCUAAAGGAGAAUUUAAGGAUGUUUGAAUUAGUUCAGAAACAUCCAUCCCACUGGCCUCCCUUCGUACCUCCAGCCAAGCCAGAAGUGACAACCACUGGGGCAGAAUUCAUUGAUUCUACUGAACAACUAGAGGAGUGUGACCUGGAGGAGGAGUUUGAGAUUCUGAGCGUAUAGAAGGAAUAGUGGGAACUCAACUUGGAGAUCUGUCUUCCAUCUGGCACCAUACGAACAUGAGCUCAUUACAUAAAACUUUUCCAGUCAGCAAGUGCCUGAUAUGCCAACAGCAUACAAACUCAAUAGCGAUCAUGACUGAGCCAAUCACCAUUUCUCAGAAAAGAAAACAAAAGCCCCUCCUCAGAAAGAAAUGCAACAAUCGUGGAGCCCAGGAGCAGAGAAAUUAGGAGAAGGCCGUUGCUUCCCAGCUUGUCUUACGUGGCUACAACAAGUCUUCAGUAACUGAAAGGUGAAGAUGGACAUCUGGAAUAGAGACAGCAGUUCUCAUCUUGCUUCAGACACCAGCAGAUGAGAGACAGUUACUCCAUUUUCUUCACCCUUUCAGAUGUGACUUCUUUUGGGCUAAAAACUAAGAAGCAAUCUGUUCUCUUGCUCUAAUAAUAAAGUGACCGAAACAGGGAGAAAAAAAUUCUUGUUAAACUAUUUGACUAUGUAUUUUAAAUAACCACGAUUUGUAUCCAAAAGUUUGUUAAAGAAAUUAUGUCUAAUGUACCCUUCUUGAUUUCCUUCCUAUUUGGGGGAACCUUACUAAUUGAUGGGUCACUGUCACUGUCCUUUCUGAAACUUUUGUCAGACGUCACCCUGUCCUUAAAUCAAAUCAUGAUCGCUUAAAUCAGGGGUCAGCAAACUUUUUCUGUAAGGGGCCGGAUAGUUUCUAUUUUAGGCUUUGCAGGCCACAUGGCCUCUGUCACAACUACUCAACUCUGCUGCUGUAGCGCGAAAGCAGCCAUAGACAAUGUGUACGCGAACAAGCGUGACUGUGAUCCAAUAAAACUUCUUUAUUUACAAAAAGAGGUGGUGGGCUGGAUUUGGCCUGUGGGUCAUACAUGGCCAGUCACUGACUUAAAUUGUUGAUUUUUUUUUGUUUGAGAAAUUAAAAAUAAAUUGUGUUUGAAUUAUACUCCAUUUUGGCAGACAGCCAUAUUUAGAAAGAAUUAUUUGUGCAUUGACAUUUUAUCUGUACCUCAAAUACAAUUCCGAACCAUUUAAGAACUAGCAGCUUACUAAGUUUUAGAACACUUACUCAUCAAAUUAGCUUUGCUAACCACGCUCCUGUAGGGCUACACCUCAAGUCCCAGUAAAAUCUUCCUAUUUUCCUUUUCUUGCUCUCUUAGCUUGUAUGGAU